GAGGCGGAAGCGCCCGCAGCCCGGUACCGGCUCCUCCUGGGCUCCCUCUAGCGCCUUCCCCCCGGCCCGACUCCGCUGGUCAGCGCCAAGUGACUUACGCCCCCGACCCUGAGCCCGGACCGCUAGGCGAGGAGGAUCAGAUCUCCGCUCGAGAAUCUGAAGGUGCCCUGGUCCUGGAGGAGUUCCGUCCCAGCCCGCGGUCUCCCGGUACUGUCGGGCCCCGGCCCUCUGGAGCUUCAGGAGGCGGCCGUCAGGGUCGGGGAGUAUUUGGGUCCGGGGUCUCAGGGAAGGGCGGCGCCUGGGUCUGCGGUAUCGGAAAGAGCCUGCUGGAGCCAAGUAGCCCUCCCUCUCUUGGGACAGACCCCUCGGUCCCAUGUCCAUGGGGGCACCGCGGUCCCUCCUCCUGGCCCUGGCUGCUGGCCUGGCCGUUGCCCGUCCGCCCAACAUCGUGCUGAUCUUUGCCGACGACCUCGGCUAUGGGGACCUGGGCUGCUAUGGGCACCCCAGCUCUACCACUCCCAACCUGGACCAGCUGGCGGCGGGAGGGCUGCGGUUCACAGACUUCUACGUGCCUGUGUCUCUGUGCACACCCUCUAGGGCCGCCCUCCUGACCGGCCGGCUCCCGGUUCGGAUGGGCAUGUACCCUGGCGUCCUGGUGCCCAGCUCCCGGGGGGGCCUGCCCCUGGAGGAGGUGACCGUGGCCGAAGUCCUGGCUGCCCGAGGCUACCUCACAGGAAUGGCCGGCAAGUGGCACCUUGGGGUGGGGCCUGAGGGGGCCUUCCUGCCCCCCCAUCAGGGCUUCCAUCGAUUUCUAGGCAUCCCGUACUCCCACGACCAGGGCCCCUGCCAGAACCUGACCUGCUUCCCGCCGGCCACUCCUUGCGACGGUGGCUGUGACCAGGGCCUGGUCCCCAUCCCACUGUUGGCCAACCUGUCCGUGGAGGCGCAGCCCCCCUGGCUGCCCGGACUAGAGGCCCGCUACAUGGCUUUCGCCCAUGACCUCAUGGCCGACGCCCAGCGCCAGGAUCGCCCCUUCUUCCUGUACUAUGCCUCUCACCACACCCACUACCCUCAGUUCAGUGGGCAGAGCUUUGCAGAGCGUUCAGGCCGCGGGCCAUUUGGGGACUCCCUGAUGGAGCUGGAUGCAGCUGUGGGGACCCUGAUGACAGCCAUAGGGGACCUGGGGCUGCUUGAAGAGACGCUGGUCAUCUUCACUGCAGACAAUGGACCUGAGACCAUGCGUAUGUCCCGAGGCGGCUGCUCCGGUCUCUUGCGGUGUGGAAAGGGAACGACCUACGAGGGCGGUGUCCGAGAGCCUGCCUUGGCCUUCUGGCCAGGUCAUAUCGCUCCCGGCGUGACCCACGAGCUGGCCAGCUCCCUGGACCUGCUGCCUACCCUGGCAGCCCUGGCUGGGGCCCCACUGCCCAAUGUCACCUUGGAUGGCUUUGACCUCAGCCCCCUGCUGCUGGGCACAGGCAAGAGCCCUCGGCAGUCUCUCUUCUUCUACCCGUCCUACCCAGACGAGGUCCGUGGGGUUUUUGCUGUGCGGACUGGAAAGUACAAGGCUCACUUCUUCACCCAGGGCUCUGCCCACAGUGAUACCACUGCAGACCCUGCCUGCCACGCCUCCAGCUCUCUGACUGCUCAUGAGCCCCCGCUGCUCUAUGACCUGUCCAAGGACCCUGGUGAGAACUACAACCUGCUGGGGGGUGUGGCCGGGGCCACCCCAGAGGUGCUGCAAGCCCUGAAACAGCUUCAGCUGCUCAAGGCCCAGUUAGACGCAGCUGUGACCUUCGGCCCCAGCCAGGUGGCCCGGGGCGAGGACCCCGCCCUGCAGAUCUGCUGUCAUCCUGGCUGCACCCCCCGCCCAGCUUGCUGCCAUUGCCCAGAUCCCCAUGCCUGAGGGCCCCUCGGCUGGCCUGGGCAUGUGAUGGCUCCUCACUGGGAGCCUGUGGGGGAGGCUCAGGUGUCUGGAGGGGGUUUGUGCCUGAUAACGUAAUAACACCAGUGGAGACUUGCAGAUGUGACAAUUCGUCCAAUCCUGGGGUAAUGCUGUGUGCUGGUGCCGGUCCCCUGUGGUACGAAUGAGGAAACUGAGGUGCAGAGAGGUUCAGGACUUGUACAAGAUCACCCAGCCAGAAAGAGGUUGGGCUGGGAUUUGAACCCUGGUGUCGUGGCUCUGGAAGCUGCCCUGGCGCCUUGGUGAUCUGCGUGGGUCAGUGCACACAGGCACACGUCAGCCUCAAGGACAUGGGCACAUCUGUUCACAGGAGCAGCGCCACGUGCCUUUGAGUGCCAGGAACGGGGUGGGAGGGUGGGAGGGUGUGAGGGCCAGAAGACUCAGAAGAUGCAAAGUGCCUGAGAGAGACGGGAUAUUCCCCCAGAAGAAGCAUUCUUAGAGACACAGGCACUGGACCUCCUUGGUUCUUAUAAGAAACCUGUCUGAAGCUGGGUGAUGAGUUGCACACUCCAGGUGGGGCUAAGGGGCCUGGAGCCCCUGCUGGCUCCUAGGAAGGCACAGCAGCAGGCCCUGAGACGGCUCCUCUGGGGCCCCUCCACCCUCCCAGGCCUCUGCAUUUCACCUGUGCCCACACUUCUGUCUCCUGCCUUCACCUUUUGACCCACUACUAACGAUUCUCCACCCAGCAGACAAAGUGAUCUCUUAAAAAUAUCUGUUGGCUGGGCACGGUGGCUCACGCCUGUAAUCCCAGCACUUUAGGAAGCCGAGGCGGGUGGAUCACCUGAGGUCGGGAGUUCGAGACCAGCCUGACCAACAUGGAGAAACCCCAUCUCUACUAAAAAUACAAAAUUAGCCAGGUGUAGUGGUGCAUCCCUGUAAUCCCAGCUACUUGGGAGUCUGAGGCUGGAGAAUCACUUGAACCUGGGAGGCGGUGGUUGCAGUGAGCCGAGAUCGCACCAUUGCACUCCAGCCUGGGCAACAAGAGAAAAACUCUGUCUCAAAAAACAAAAAAUCUGUUAGGCUGCACACGGCGAUUCACUCCUGUAUUCCCAGUGCUUUGGGAGGCUGAGGUGAGAGGAUGCCUGAGGCCAGGAAUUCAGACCAGCCUGGGCAACAUAGUGAGACCCCAGCUCUAAAGAUUUGUUUUUGUUUUUUUUUUUUUUUUUUUUUUUUUUUUUUUUUUUUUUUUGAGACGGAGUCUCGCUCUGUCGCCCAGGCUAGAGUGCAGUGGUACCAUCUCCGCUCACUGCAACCUCCGCCUCCCGGGUUCCAGGGAUUCUCCUGCCUCAGCCUCCCUAGUAGCUGGAACUACAGGUGUGUGCUGCCAUGCCCAGCUAAUUUUUUUUUAUUUAAUAGAGACAAGAUUUCACCAUGUUGGCCAGGCUGGUCUCAAACUCCUGACCUCAGGUGAUCCACCCGCCUCAGCCUCCCAAAGUGCUGGGAUUACAGGUGUGAACCACCACACCUGGCCAACAAUAUUUGUUUUAAUUAGCCAGGCGUGGUAGCAUUUGUCCUAGCAAUUUGGGAGGUUGAGGUGGGAGAAUCACUUCAGCCCACUAGGUCGAGGCUGUAGUGAGCUAUAAUUGUACCACUGCACUCCAGCCUCGGGGACAGAGUGAGACCCUGUCUGCAAAUAAACAAAUAAAACAUCAGGCUGGGCUUGAGCAUCUAUUCCUGCUCAAAAUUUCGCAGGCUUCUCAGAAGAAAAUCCAAACCCCUUACAGUGACCCAGUUUGCCCUUGAGGCCUCCACCCACACCCCCUUCCCCCCAGUCUUAGGGGGUGGCCUGGCUGUUCCCUUCAACGGCAACGCUCUGCCUCCAUUGUUGGCCUCCUCUGCAGGGAGGGACUGUCUGAGCACCUGCCCGUGUCUGUGCAGCAUGGCACACUGACGUCAGGCCCACGUGCAUGCCCAGGUGGCCAGUCACACGCCAGGUGCUCCCUCAGUGUUGGCCAAGUGAGAGGAGCACACCUUCCGGGCGUUCAGACACCUCCCCGUGGCAGACACCGUUCGUUGCUACCAAACAGCCACCUCCUUCCUAAUGGGCUCCCAUUUUUCAGUGCUGGGCAAAGGUCCCUUGAUCUUGGAGUUGCAGCCUCUUUCUCUCCAAGGAGGGCGGUGACCAGCCUGAGCCAGUCAAUCCAGUGAUUGGUUCAGGAGUAGCCUGUGACCAGGAGUCCUGGUAGUGAACGACUGGGGCAGCCCUGGGGGUGAGGACCUUGCGCAGCCGUCACAGGCCCUGAUUGGACACUGGGCAGCUGCUAACCCAGUGUCUCCAGCUGCCUACCUGGAGAGCUCCAAGCGUAAGAAAAUAAACCCUGCCUGUUGAAGCCA
Homo sapiens (human) is the source of this 4294-nucleotide messenger RNA. RefSeq names its product arylsulfatase A (gene ARSA). Bases 374 to 1903 code for a protein of 509 amino acids. Gene Ontology annotation, molecular function: cerebroside-sulfatase activity. NCBI's taxonomy places the organism in Eukaryota, Metazoa, Chordata, Mammalia, Primates, Hominidae. The record is from RefSeq and is marked reviewed. Gene Ontology annotation, cellular component: lysosome; endoplasmic reticulum. The transcript has 8 exons.